Molecule: messenger RNA, 1797 nt
Organism: Bacidia gigantensis
Lineage: Eukaryota; Fungi; Ascomycota; Lecanoromycetes; Lecanorales; Ramalinaceae
Exons: 2
Coding region: 1-1797 (598 amino acids)
Biological process (GO): mitochondrion organization; phospholipid transport
Cellular component (GO): ERMES complex
Molecular function (GO): lipid binding
Source: RefSeq, a predicted model, not a curated record
AUGGCGUUCAAUUUCAAGUGGUCGCCUUUGGCGGCCGAUACGUCCUUUUACACACGAGCACAAGAGCUCCUCACCACGGCGCUCAAUAAAUCACCUAAGCCCCCGAUCAUUGUCGAUGAUAUCGUUGUGAAUGAGCUCAACUUGGGAGAGAUACCACCGGACUUGGAAGUCAGAGAGAUCGGCGAUAUUGAUGUGGAUCGGUUCAGGGGAGUCUUCAAGAUGUGCUACAGUGGAAAUGCUUUCAUGACCCUGAAAACGAGAGUUCAGGCAAAUCCAUUGAAUACUUAUCUAUCUACAAAACCCUCGUUCACCUCUCCGCGACCUCUUGCUGCAGCUUCGGGGCUCACGAUACCGAUUCAAAUCACCCUUUCAGAAAUCAAACUAUCUGCUUUCAUCAUACUUGUGUACUCAAGCCAAAAAGGUGUGACAUUAGUCUUUCGAAAUGAUCCGCUAGAGUCUUUGAAAGUCUCCUCGACAUUCGAUGCGAUCCCCUUUGUCCGAGACUAUCUACAGAAGGAGAUUGAGGGGCAGCUGAGAACGCUGUUGAUGGAUGAGUUGCCGUUGAUUAUACAUCGGCUCUCGUUGCGGCUUUUCAAUAAAGAAUAUCAAGAGAGGGAUGAUCAAACAAUAGCUCAAGACGGGCGCGAACAUGAUUUGGAGAAGCACCCAGUGGAUCCACUGGCAAGUCCACCACAAGAUCCUGUCGAUCUGUUGGGCAACGUGCUUGACCCAUCGCAAAUCGCCUCCUUAUCACUUGAUCCAGGGUCUGAAGCGCAGACCUUGUUCUCCCAGCGAAAUCUUCUUCGUCUAGGGGCUCUGACCGAUUCACACCGAACGCUAUCUCUUUUUACACCAAGCAUUAAAGAUACUGUCUACAGAGCGUGGAAUAGGCCUCUGGAACGAGGAGAAAUGCAUCGCUACAGUGGCAAGCAUACUCCAGCCCUCUCACGGUCUCAUUCGUACGCUACAAGCAUGAGCGCCAAGUACAACCUCUCCACCUCCCUACCAAACACCCCAUUCUCGGAGAAAGCCCCCCUCUCCACCUUUGGAGGUUCAGUAGCCACCGGUCUAAGCUCGCGACACUCGAAGCCACACGGAAAGAGAAGGAAACACCGCGUCGUAAACUUACGCAAGAAAGUUGCCACAGGCGAAGAAAUGGAGCUCGAGAGCGUCAGUGGCGAUAGUACAACGAAUUCCUACAUAGGCACAGACAGCGCCGAUUCCGCACCACUGGAGUUUGUAGCGCGACCGCGAACUCCAGAAAUUAAAGAGCCCGGUGACGCGGACGUGGGACAAACACCACCAAGACUGAAAGAGCACACCACGCCGCGCCCACCCCCGCAAAAGGACCAGAUAUUCUCAGACGACACGCCUCGUCAAUCACAAUAUCUCCCCCCUCCUCCCUCUGCCUCCAAAAAUCAGGACCACCCAGCCCGCCGACCUAGCUUAGCUAAAUCGCAAACCUACCAUACCACCACAACAACUCCUCAAGCCGGCAAGAACAUCAAUAUUUCCUCUAAAACCCGCGCCUCCCUCUCCUCCAAAGUCAAGGCGGAAAAAGACCCACAGCCCCUUACACUCCUCGACCCCUCCCCGUUCGUGGAAGACGAAAAGGCAGAGUCCUCCGACCCUGCACCGCAAUCCCAGCAGGAGGCGUGGAUGUCGCGUAUAGCAGAUGAGAUACUCAGAAAAGUGCACGAGCAGAAGAGAAUGGACAGUGGGUUUUGGCGGGCGCCGUCGCUGGGAGGAAGCGAGGAGUUGGGAGAGGGGGAGCCGCCACCUGCUUAUGGGUCGUGA